UGAUAUAAGGGGGGGGAGUGGCACUCCAGUGUUUUUGCAAUGGACCCAAACUCCAAAGAAAAGAAGCUGGUUUUUGCUACCCAACAGCUCACUGCUAAACUGACCACAGUGGUGACAAGCUGUGCCAAGGAGAUAGAAGAAGACGGUGCACUGCAGUUCAGCAAGAACUCUGGACGACGUGACAAGGGGAUCAUGAAAGCAACCCUACCCAUCAUGCUCGCUUAUUGUGACUGGCUUAUGGCUGUUGGUGUCAAAACUAGACAGCAAAUGAAAGAUAUCUGGGAGAAAUUUGUCGACAACAAGGACGUGCGGGACUGUGUGGAAGAAUUGAAGCAAGCAGAAGAAGCUUUCAACUCGUUGCUGGAGGGGGUGAAUGAAGUUGUGCAAAAGGACGAAGAAAUUACGCUAAAGUCCUUAGAGACAGUUACGAGGGGAGGAGUCCUACCGACGACAUUACCACUGCAGGAUCUGGAUACUGGAGCUCAAAUCAUUACGGGAGAUAUUUUGAGAGAUCCUUACACUCUGUUCAUUUUGAACCGGAAUCUUUCCUGAGGUCCAUGCAACAAACACAUUCAGGCUGUUCAAGCAGCAUUGGGAGAUUUCGAAAAACUUGGUUGUCGAGUAGUUUUGGUAUUUAGUGGAUCGAGGAAAGACACAUUAUUGUGGGAGGAACAGAAUGAACGAAUCAAAAUGGCCAAAUUUGUAGACGCUAAUUGGUUGCUGUAUCGCAAACUCAAUCUCCGACGGCAUGUGGACAUACUCACGUCACACAAUAUGUGCAAAUAUGGAGAGCAAAUGGUUGGUGGUGGCGAGUCACCUUCGAGCUCCGUACAAUAUCCAGAUGAUGACCUUUGGAUCAUGGGUGGAGAUUUUAUAGUCACACAAGACGGCCUUCUGGUGUAUGCAUAUCAUCAGCGAACCUUCUACCAAAGGCCAGCUGUAGAAGAGCUGCUCGAUGCUUUGAAAGCUCACAAUUAAGCCAGAAACAUUGAACAUUGAACUAUGUUCGUGUGUGUGUUUGUCUCAUUUUUGAUGUCAGUUGCUUAAAUCUCCUAGGAGCUAGUUGCUGACUGAAAUUGUUUAUGAGAUGUACAUGUACACGUAUGCAAUGUUUAAUAUACUGGUAUAUACAGUGGA
Molecule: messenger RNA, 1137 nt
Organism: Halichondria panicea
Lineage: Eukaryota; Metazoa; Porifera; Demospongiae; Suberitida; Halichondriidae
Exons: 2
Coding region: 40-552 (170 amino acids)
Source: RefSeq, a predicted model, not a curated record